AUAAUAUGUCAAAGUACGUAGACCUGACAAAAUUGUCAACAACAUAUGCGAAGCGUAUGAAUCUUCUUUCAAACAAAAUAUUCGGUGAAGUGUUUCGUCCCACGAAUCGGAAGUCCAUGAAAGUCGUCAAAAUAUUCAGUGAGAAGCCCAUACACAAACGUGAGGAAAUCGUCCAAUACUAUCCACGACAUCCGCAGAUCGGAUGGCUUAUGAGGAACCUUCGUCUAUACGGUCUUUUCCGGGAUGAACAUUUAGAUUGGAAAGAAGAAAUCGAAAGACAGAGAGUUCUCAAAGGUAAAAAACCACGUGUCAAAAAGUCUCUACGUGAAAAGUAAUCUUAGCAAUUAUUUUACAAAAUAAAUUGUAUUAAAAUUUAUAGAUAUUGUAAUAAAUUUAUUUGUUAUUAAA
Cotesia glomerata is the source of this 408-nucleotide messenger RNA. RefSeq names its product 28S ribosomal protein S33, mitochondrial (gene mRpS33). Gene Ontology annotation, cellular component: mitochondrion. The record is from RefSeq and is a predicted model, not a curated record. NCBI's taxonomy places the organism in Eukaryota, Metazoa, Arthropoda, Insecta, Hymenoptera, Braconidae. The coding region runs from base 6 to 335 and encodes 109 amino acids. The transcript has a single exon.